AUGUAUUUCCAAAAGCAUCCUCUAAUCUUCCGCUACCCGAUGUUGCCCCCAACUGUCAAAUUAAUUCUGUUUUGGCUCGAACACAUUUUUGGACCAUGGCAAAUCCAAUCAGCCGGAAUUCUCGUAUUUCGUGAAUUUCUCCGGACAGAAUUCAGCGAUGAGAAUAUCGAAUUCUGGCUGACUUGUGAGGAUUUUCGCAACAGUUGUGGAACCAAAAAGUUGCAGAGCAAAGCACAAAAAAUUUUCAACGAAUUUGUCGCGGUCCAGUCAAAAAGAGAGGUCAAUUUGGACUCAACAACACGAAUCCAGUUGGAAAAGGAACUGGAAUCGGUCACGAGGAACACAUUCGAUCAAUCGCAAAAGCGUAUUCAGGCACUGAUGGAAAAGGAUUCCUACUGUCGAUUUCUUCGAUCAGACUUGUACAUGGCCACACUAGAGUACUGCCGCGAAUUGAGCGGAUCACAAACCAUCAGUCCCACAGAUGAUCAAUCAGGUUCUACCCCGAAACUAGCAGUUCCAAAAGUUCAUGUGUUCACUAAUUACGAGCCGGAUUCCACCAUUUCUGGCCUACUUCCAAACGUCAAAUCACCCAAAGAGAUCGCCUCCACGUCUAAUCAACAUGAGACCGGAAGUUUCUCAGCCCCAUCGUCACCGAAAACGUCCACAAAAAGCUCACUACUGGCCACGUGUAUAUUGCGUGAAGAUCAAAGUUAA
Messenger RNA from Echinostoma caproni, 714 nucleotides. The record is from the annotation of a GenBank genome assembly. Lineage: Eukaryota; Metazoa; Platyhelminthes; Trematoda; Plagiorchiida; Echinostomatidae.